Syngnathoides biaculeatus (alligator pipefish) is the source of this 4106-nucleotide messenger RNA. Its product is annotated as tumor necrosis factor receptor superfamily member 10B-like. The record is from RefSeq and is a predicted model, not a curated record. Bases 41 to 1741 code for a protein of 566 amino acids. Gene Ontology annotation, cellular component: plasma membrane; cell surface. NCBI's taxonomy places the organism in Eukaryota, Metazoa, Chordata, Actinopteri, Syngnathiformes, Syngnathidae. Gene Ontology annotation, biological process: positive regulation of apoptotic process; TRAIL-activated apoptotic signaling pathway. The transcript has 13 exons. Gene Ontology annotation, molecular function: protein binding.
CCGUGUGUCAGUCUUCCUUCGUCUGUCCGAAAAAGCCGAAAUGCAUUUCCAAUCUGGAUACAGUCGACUUUUGAGCACAAAACAUCAAAGCACGCUCUUGCGGGCGGCGUGGUCGUUCGUCUGCUGCCGUCUGGAAUCAGACGGCGAAUAUCAGCAGUCGUCUGAAUUCUUCCAAGACCAAAGUGUUUGGGUUUCUCCUGCCGCCAUCCAAGAUGCAGUGUUGCUGCAUGAAAGCGGAGUCACACACACAACAGCAACGUCGAAAGCCCGCGGGAAAAGUGCUGCUACCUUCCGCGCCGAACGGGGACACAACACGACCGCUGUGCUAAAGAAGCUGAAAAAGUGUCUCGGAAAAUUUUCCGACAUGAACACCGGGCCGGCUGUCGGGAAAUUCUAUAUGCUGCUGGCGACGCUGCUCCUCCUCGCGAGCUCGCCUUGCCGAGCGGCCGAGCACCCCCCCGCGGCCCAGUGGUCCGCCCCGCCGGAGGACGACUUCGGGAACGGCACCCUCCUGCGCCGCCACAGGACCUGCGUGGAGAACCAGCAGUACCACUACCAAGACCUCUGCUGCCUCAACUGCCAGGCCGGUACGUUUGUGCAGAAGGAGUGCGAGCACGAUCACCAGCAGGGGGUGUGCGCUCCCUGCGAACAUGGACUCACGUACACGGAACAUUCCAACGGGAUGUACCGAUGUCUGCCCUGCACGCACUGUCGGCCAGACGAGAUCGAGACGGCGUCCUGCACCACCACGUCGGACACCAGGUGUCAGUGCCGAUCCGGAACCUUCUGCGUGCCCGACCAGGCCUGCGAGGUCUGCAAACGCUGCGCCAAGUGCAAAGCGGGCGAGGAGGAGGUGAAGAAGUGCACGCACUUUUCCAACACGGUGUGCCGAAAGCGCGGCCCGUCGCCCACCCAGACGCCGCCGCCGCCGGCUCGAAUCCCGCCCACCCCCGCCUCGCCGGCAGACAUCGUGGUGCCAGUCCUGAGCUGCCUCUUCCUCCUCGCCAUCUUGGCCGCGGCCUUCGCCACGUGGCGCUUCGUCGUCAAGCGCCGCUCCUUCGGCGGGACGUGCGCCAAGAGUCACUGCGACGCCGGCGAAAUCAUCAAGAUUCCCAUCGACGAGAGCGCUCCCACAGUGGAGCAGAUCCACAACAGCCGUGACGCCGGCCCGGAGGGCGACGACUCGCGUCCGGAAUCGCGUCCGCUGCUGCAGGAGACUCAGGCGGGCGUGACCAACGAGUCGUCGCCGCCCCCGGAGGACGAGGACCGCGGGCUGGGCGACAGCCUGCCCAACACCACCAGCUCGUCGCAGACCAGCCUGUCGGCGCUGCCCACCGUCGCCUCGUCCGGGAACAGCCCCCAGCCGAGCCCCGCCGCCUGCAGGUUGAGCACCACCGCCAUGGAGGAUCCUCUUCAACACCGCCUCCUGCCGCUGCAAGAGUCCGAGAAGUCGCUGAAGAAGAGCUUCGACCUCUUCGACAAGUACCUGGACGUGCGGAUCCACAACAAGUUCUUCCGCAUGAUCGGGGUGAGCGACAACCACAUCCGCCUGGCGGAGAGCGGCGCGGCCGGCGACAAGGUCUACGAGCUGCUCAAGAACUGGAUGCAGCGGCAGGGCCUGAAGGCCGACAUCAACCACCUGCUGCAGGCCCUCCUGGACCUGGACCAGCGGCGCUCGGCCGAGAGCAUCGCCUCCGAGGCGCUCAGGCGGGGCUACUACAAGCACGAGCGGGCACCCUGAGGGACUCCGCCCCGUCGUCUCCUCUUUUGACUUGCCUCGAAUCAAGAGCCAGUAGUUUUUCUUCCGAGCGACGCUUUGUUUUUGUUUUUUGUUUUUUUUUAAAAAAGGGGUAAGUCGAGAUGCUUGGAGGUGGAAAAACAGAAGUAGUCGUCGUAGUAGCACGGAGAAAGAAAGGACCGCACGUACUCGGCUCCACGUGCUGGCGAACGCAUACACUGGUCUGGCGUUAGCGACGUCGCUAACGCGCCAUCUCCGCCACUGGCUCAAUGUCAACACGUUAGCUGUUUGUUUGCCAAAAUUUAGCCUCCCAGCCCACACCCUGUCGUCGUCUUUGCACUGUGUCCCUCUAAAAAUAUUGUGCUAGUUAAAUAAUUUUUUUUCAUAAAUAUUUUUCAUGGCAAAAUUCUGAACUUUUCCAUGAAGAAAAUUCUUGUAGGAUUUUUUUUUUUUUUUUUUUUUUUAAACUGAUUUUUCUUACAGGAUUCAGAAAAUAUGAUUUCGGUCUUGUGCCAUUAUGCAUUUUUUUCUAAGGAAAUUACAACUCCUUGCUUCAGAUUGCCUUUUCUUUUCGUAAGAUUAUGAAAUUAGACUCAUACAAUUUACUUACAUUUUUUGUAAGAUCCGUCCUUUUUCCGAGCCGCUUAUCCUCACAAGGGUUGCGGGAGCGAUGGAGCCAAUCCUAGUUAAAUUUAGCAGGAAGCGGGAUAGACACUGAACUGGUCGGCAUCCAAUCGCAGGGCAACAGUCGCACUCACAAUCACACCUUGUGGCAAUUUAGAAUCUCCAAUUGAUGCUCCACGUUUCUGGGAUAGGCGGCACGGUGGGGCAGCUGGUAAAGGGUCCGGUUUCGAUCCCGGCCCCGCAUGUGUAGAGUUUGCAUGUUCUCCCCGUGCCUGCGUGGCUUUUCUCCAGUUACUCCGGUUUCCUCCCACCUGCCAAAAACAUGGAGCAUGAAUUGGACACUAAAUUGCCCAUAGGUGUGAUUGUGAGUGCCGCUGUUUGUCUCGAUGUAUCUUGCAAUUGGCUGGCAACCACUUCAGGGUUCCGCCUCCUGCCCGUUGAAUGCUGGGAUAGGUGCCAGCACUCCCCGCGACCCUUGUGAGGAUAAGCGGCCAAGAAAAUGGAUGGAUGUUUCUGGGAUAGGAUAUUGGAGGAAACCGAAGUGCCCAGAGAAAACCCACCCAGACACGGGGGGACCGUGCAAACUAUACACAGGCAGGGCCGGAAAUUGAACCCCGGUCCUCAAAACUGUGAGGCCAACGCUCUUAACUCGUCGACCACUGUGCCGCUCUAAUCUAAGAUUACAAUUUCUAUUUUGCAAAAAAAAAAAAAAAUACUGUCAUAAGGUUCUAAACAAGUUUCUACAGAAAAUGUGACUUUAUUCUCCGAUUGCGAUUUUUUUGUUUUUUUUUUUAAUAAAAAAUGAAAAUGACUUUUUGUAAAAUUCUCAUAAAAUUCAGAUUUUCAAAAUAGACUAUUUUCUUAACUCACUUUCUCUACAAAAAAGGACGACUGACGUGAAAAAAAUGUCUAUUUUCAUUAAAUCAAAGCUUACUUAUAGCAGCUUUAUGCUCAUUAGAUUACAUUAUCUAUGAAAAAUAAAAUUUAAAAAAUGGAUGCAAUUUAUUUUUGUAAAAUUGAAGACGUUAAUCUAAAAAAAAAUACUAUUUUGUAACAUUGCAUUUUUUUUUCAAGAAUGUUGUUUAAAGACCAUUGGCAUCAAAUGUACAAUUUUUUUUAGAUUAAACUUAAUUUUUUAAUACUUCGAGAAAGUUACUAAACUGCCCCCUACUGACUUAAUCUAGUCCUGCUCACAAGUUAUGACAUUUCUUUUUUUUUUUUAUUAUUAUUUUCCUUUUCUUCGAUAAACAUUUGCGGGGUUUCUAUCCGACCGUGAAAUUUUCGGUGACACGGCUCCAAUGUUCGCGUAUUUACGACUUCGGCGCCCGCGUGAAAUUUUGCCCCUUCUACAUUUUUAUUUGUCAUUUUUAUCACCGUGCUUAUUUAUACCCGCGUGGCGUCGCCGCUCUUUCUCAAAAGACUAUACUGUAGUUACAUUUCAAUUCCAGAAUACAUAUUUUUUUUAGGUUAAAAAUAUGGAUAACUGAGUGUAUCCAUUCUGUAAUAUAUUAAAAAAAAGGAACAAUAUUUUAUACUGUAUGUCCAAGCAUUCAUGCUGGCGACUUUAGGCAAAAUUCGUGGUUGUGUGCCAAUAAAAAUAAAAAAUAUUCUUGUUGCUGGGCAGAAUUCAGUUUGGCGGCAGGUACGGAACUUUUUUGUCCCGCUUCGUUUUCAUGAAGUAACUCUUUUAUUUUCUCCCUCCUGAAUGUAAAACUUUUUUUUGUUUAUUUUUGCCCCCCCCCCC